Molecule: messenger RNA, 717 nt
Organism: Ambispora gerdemannii
Lineage: Eukaryota; Fungi; Glomeromycota; Glomeromycetes; Archaeosporales; Ambisporaceae
Source: the annotation of a GenBank genome assembly
AUGACCAAGAGUAAUAAUCGUAUUGUUUUGAAUGUUGGUGGUGUUAAGUAUGAAACAUUCAAAAGUACACUUACAGCCUAUCCAAAUACAUUACUUGGAACAAUGUUUCAAGAUAGAAAUAGAGAAUUACAGCAAGCAACUAAUAAUAAUGAAUACUUUUUCGAUCGAAAUGGCCGAGCUUUUCAUUAUAUAAUGGAAUUCUAUCGAAAUGGUGUACUUUAUUGGCCUGAUAUUUAUUCACCAAGCGGCGUUUCACACAAAGAAAUUGAACGAGAGUUAGAUUUCUUUCAAAUUCCAAUCACACCUCAAACCAUUGAGGUCAAAGAGUUUAGCGUUGAUGAUGCCGCAAAAUCACUGGACGAAUUUACGGAAAUGUUUGUUGCUGUUAUCAAGGAAAUGGAACGACAUUUUAGACGUCGAAUCACCAUUUUGUUCCCGGUUUUUAACUUUUCGUUAUUUUCUGUAACGCCUGAUUUGAAUUCCGUGACACCAAUUAUAAAACCUUAUCGGCAAAUUGGAUCACCGAUUUCUGAGCAUUUUGGUGAAAUGAUUGGAAAACAUUUGAUGAUAAUUCGGCCCGGUCUCACUUAUAAAGUUACGUCGACCACUGUCAGUGACGAGUAUGUUUACAAGUGGGAAUUGAGAAUUCCGUUGGCGUUUGAUGUUAAAAAGGUCAUUGAGAAAUCAUCGUUAUCUUCAAUUUCUAAUCAAAGAUGA